UUAUGUACGUAAUGUAAUAUAAAUAUAAAAAUGAAGGUGGCGAUGGUGAUGGUGAUGAGUGGUGAAGCAUUGUGAGCAUGUGAUUUGAUGAAUUGGAUUCUUGUUCUCUGUUAAGAAAAAAAAGCUGCUGAUUCUUUUUUCCUUCACUUUCUUUUGUUUGCCAUUAAAAAAAAAAUUCAAAAAAAAAAAAAAAGAGAUCUAAUUUCUCUGCUAUAAAGUCAGAAAUAAAGAAUUCAUGUCUGAUUUUGCCUUUAAAGUCCUCUGAAUUUUGCAUCCUAAGAAAAAAGUUUUUUAAUUUUUAUUUUUUGGGUUAACCUGUAUUGUUCAUUUCUAGGGUUUUCUUUAUUGUAACUUAAAAAAUGCUCUCUUUGUGUAAUUUUGUGCUGUUUUAGAUCUCCAUUUGUUUCGAGGGUUUUGUUGCUCGAUCUGUUUAUCUCAUGUUUGAAUUGUAAUCGUUCAUUUAGGGUUGUCUCGUAUUUUGUUAAUUUUUGUUGGAUUAUAGCUCAUUUUGGUAGAACUUUAUUAUUGUCUGUGUUCUAGGGUUUUCUUUUGCAAUCCAAAAAUUUGGAUUUUUUAGUGCUGCAAAACCUUGAUAUCUUAUUCUCUUUAUUUUAGUGAAAAAUCACUACUUGGAUAUUGUGUUUCUGGGUUUGUGCUAGUUUUUUUUUUUUUUUUUCUUUUCUUGAGAUUUUUCUAGAUGGAUAAGGAUAAAGGUCAUAGUGGUGGUUUACCACCACCGUCAGGUCGGUUUUCUAGUUUUUCACCAACUGGAAGUUCUUUCAAUGUGAAACCUGAGCCAUCGUCAGCCGCUGCAUUGCCACCUAUAGCUCCUGGUUCCAGUUCAGACCCUAGUCAUUUCGGUCAUGGAUCAGAUUCUAGUCGUUUUAGUCAUGAUAUAAGUCGAAUGCCUGAUAACCCACCUAAGAAAUUGGGGCAUAGAAGAGCUCAUUCAGAGAUUUUGACUCUUCCUGAUGAUAUUAGCUUUGAUAGUGAUCUUGGUGUAGUAGGUGGUGCCGAUGGACCUUCUUUCUCUGAUGAGACUGAGGAAGAUUUGUUUUCAAUGUAUCUUGAUAUGGAUAAAUUCAAUUCGUCCUCAGCUACAUCUGCUUUUCAAUUAGGGGAGUCAUCAAUUCCGACACCAGCAGCAUUGGCAUCGGCAUCAGCACAAGCGCCUGCAACAGUUGAUGUGGGUGCUGGGCCUAGUGAAAGGCCAAGAAUUAGACACCAACACAGCCAGUCAAUGGAUGGCUCAACCACUAUCAAGCCAGAAAUGCUUAUAUCAGGUGCAGAAGAAGUCUCUCCUGCUGAUACGAAGAAAGCUAUGUCUGCCGCUAAGCUUGCUGAACUUGCUCUUAUUGACCCCAAACGUGCAAAAAGGAUCUGGGCAAAUAGGCAAUCAGCUGCAAGGUCAAAGGAAAGGAAGAUGCGGUAUAUUGCUGAACUUGAGAGGAAAGUGCAGACACUGCAAACAGAAGCAACAUCAUUGUCCGCUCAAUUGACUUUAUUACAGAGAGAUACAAAUGGCCUGACUGCUGAAAAUAGUGAACUUAAAUUGCGCUUGCAAACAAUGGAGCAACAGGUCCACUUGCAAGAUGCAUUAAAUGAUGCAUUGAAAGAAGAAAUUCAGCAUCUGAAGGUGUUGACUGGUCAAGCUAUGGCCAAUGGUGGACCUAUGAUGAACUAUAAUUCCUUUGGAACAGGCCAGCAAUUCUAUCCCAACAAUCAUGCCAUGCACACACUAUUGACUACCCAGCAGUUUCAACAGCUCCAAAUUCAUUCUCAGAAACAGCAACAUCAAUUUCAGCAGCAUCAAUUGCAUCAGCUUCAGCAGCAACAACAACUGCAGCAGCAACAGCAACAUCAACAGCAGGAACAGCAGCAACAAUCUGGUGACUUGAAGAUGAGGGGAACGAUGUCUUCUCCGAACCAGAAAGAUAAUUCGUCAGAUGUUAAUUCUACUUCAGCGAAUGAGUGAGAAGGGAUGGCCUUUUGAGCAUUGUACAAGGGUCUCGGCUUUUGUAUAAAAUCCUAGUUUCAGUCUGCUGUCAGAUAGGAUGAUGCCCUUAGUCUUUCUUUCCUGUCCUCCAAACCUGUCAUUUUAUUAAUUUUUUUCCCGGUCUGUUUAGGUGUACACAUUUAUAUUACAUUUAUUUUAGGCAGUUCUAUAUUCUGAGAAUAGUUUGAGACUGGGUUAUAUUAUAUAUACGGGUUAUAGUUUAUGUA
Molecule: messenger RNA, 2223 nt
Organism: Ricinus communis (castor bean)
Lineage: Eukaryota; Viridiplantae; Streptophyta; Magnoliopsida; Malpighiales; Euphorbiaceae
Product: probable transcription factor PosF21
Exons: 4
Coding region: 698-1975 (425 amino acids)
Biological process (GO): regulation of DNA-templated transcription
Cellular component (GO): nucleus
Molecular function (GO): DNA-binding transcription factor activity
Source: RefSeq, a predicted model, not a curated record